Messenger RNA from Panicum virgatum (switchgrass), 1635 nucleotides. Its product is annotated as protein RETICULATA-RELATED 4, chloroplastic-like. Bases 132 to 1286 code for a protein of 384 amino acids. The transcript is spliced from 8 exons. The record is from RefSeq and is a predicted model, not a curated record. Lineage: Eukaryota; Viridiplantae; Streptophyta; Magnoliopsida; Poales; Poaceae.
CGCGGUCUCGCGCGGCGCUCGCCUGCCAGCCACCACCAGCGCCGCCUCCCAGUCCCAGUCCACGCCUCGCCCCCCUCACCAAACCCCACCGGCCCCCGCGCGCGCACCACUCCACUCCGCCCGGCGGCGCCAUGGUCUUCCCUGCCCCGACCUCCCUCUCCUCCUCCGGCUACCCCGCCCCAAUCCACCUCCGCCUCCAGCCCCUCCCCAGCGCCCCGCCGCCCCACCCCGCGCUCCUCCCCUUCCCGCGCUCCCUGCCGCUCCGCCUCGCCCGGCCCCGCCUCCCCCCCAUCCCGCUCGCCUCCUCUGGCGGCGGCGGCGGCAGCGGCGGCGAUGACGACCUGCCACCCUCUGGCGGCGGCGGCGGAGGAGGAGGAGACGAGGGCGACUACGGCAGCGCGGGCGGGGACGGCGACGGCGACAACGCGUCGGUCAACAGGAAGGAGGCGCUGUUCGUGCUGGCGCAGCUGGGGCGGAAGCUCGAGAGCCUGCCGGCCGACCUCGCCGCCGCCGUGCAGGGCGGCCGCGUGCCCGGCGAGAUCGUGCGCCGCUUCGUGGACUUCGAAGCGUCGCCCCUCUUCAGGUGGCUGCUGCAGUUCGGCGGCUUCAAGGAGCGCCUCCUCGCCGACGACCUCUUCCUCACCAAGGUCGGCAUAGAGUGCGGCGUCGGCAUCUUCACCAAGACUGCUGCAGAGUAUGAGAAAAGGAGGGAGAACUUUGUCAAAGAGCUUGACUUUGUGGUUGCAGAUGUGAUCAUGGCAAUAGUUGCAGAUUUCAUGCUUGUAUGGCUUCCUGCUCCAACCGUGUCUUUGCGUCCACCACUAGCGGUGAAUUCUGGAGCCAUUGCUAAAUUCUUCUACAACUGCCCAGAUAAUGCCUUCCAGGUUGCUCUGGCUGGGUCAUCAUACUCACUUUUGCAGCGAGUGGGAGCUAUUGUGAGGAAUGGUGCAAAGCUUUUUGCAGUUGGAACUAGUGCUUCACUGAUAGGCACUGGUGCGACCAAUGCACUGAUAAAAGCAAGGCAGGCUGUCAGUAAAGAUUUUGCUGGUGAAGUUGAGAAUAUUCCAAUUGUAGCAACAAGUGUUGCGUAUGGUGUGUAUAUGGCAGUUUCUAGUAACCUCAGGUACCAGAUUUUGGCUGGAGUGAUUGAACAGCGGAUGCUCGAGCCACUACUGCACCGCCACAAACUAGCAUUGGGCGCAAUGUGUUUUGCAGUUAGGACUGGGAACACGUUUUUGGGUUCUCUACUGUGGGUCGACUAUGCCAGGUGGAUAGGCAUACAAUAGGGCCAAGCAUAGAGAAAAUUGCAUAGAGUGUUAGCAAUAUUGGUCCUUCAUGACUUGCUAUUACCAUGCUUCCUGCAACUGGCACACUACUCGUCUGCUUCAGGGGAGACGCGUAUGACAUGUUCAGGUUUCGUUCUUUAAACAAGGCCUUGGGGGGGGGGGGGGGAGCACAAUUUGUCGAAUUAUUCCCGCAAUCCCGCAACAAGUGACUGGAAUUUGUUUUGAUGGUUUAUGUGUCGUGUUGGAUUCGAUUCCAUUCAUACAGUUUUGAGUCGUUAUUUGUUCAUGUUCCUGUGAUUUAAAUAUUCACUCUGUUCUACUGGCAACCAGCAGCAGUAUUUUUCUCUCA